AUGGAAGCGGAGUGCAAGGUGGUUUCGGCGUCGGAGGUAGCAGGACGCGAAGAAAUAGAAGAAGAGGACGAGAUGGAGUUCCUGCAACUGGCGAUCGGGGAUCCGGGGCUCCCGGACCUAGACGUGCUGCUGAUAGGCAGCGACAGCGAAGGUUUCUAA
Cinara cedri is the source of this 159-nucleotide messenger RNA. NCBI's taxonomy places the organism in Eukaryota, Metazoa, Arthropoda, Insecta, Hemiptera, Aphididae. The record is from the annotation of a GenBank genome assembly.